Felis catus (domestic cat) is the source of this 1995-nucleotide messenger RNA. It is a transcript of the gene CLRN2, whose product is annotated as clarin 2. The record is from RefSeq and is a predicted model, not a curated record. The transcript is spliced from 3 exons. Bases 281 to 979 code for a protein of 232 amino acids. NCBI's taxonomy places the organism in Eukaryota, Metazoa, Chordata, Mammalia, Carnivora, Felidae.
UUAGUCUAGUGGGAGAUAUAGGGUUACUCCCUUCAGUAACACACUCCUCUACACUUGAGAGUCCGGUGAAGGCGACCUCUGUAGAGACUUCCGGAUGUGGUUGUAGUAAACAUGGGCUGUGGAGGCAGGCACUGAGGGAGGACCAGGAGAUGCGCUUGAAAUUCUGAAAUGAUGUGUUUGGAAGAGCUGACGUUGGAGCAGGGGAUUGCAGAGUGUCCAGAAAAUGUCAGCGACCCCCGCCACUGCUUGGACGCCUGUGGGCUGACCUGCGUCCCCUAGAAUGCCUGGAUGGUUCAAAAAGGCGUGGUAUGGGCUGGCGUCUUUACUCAGCUUCUCCUCCUUUAUCCUGAUCAUUGUGGCCCUGGCAGUGCCCCACUGGCUGAGUGGGAAAAUUCUUUGUCAGACUGGAGUGGACCUGGUCAAUGCCACGGAUCCAGAGCUCAUCAAGUUCAUUGGGGAUAUUUACUACGGGCUCUUCCGAGGAUGUAAAGUACGACAGUGCGGGCUCGGGGGCCGCCAGUCCCAAUUCACGAUCUUCCCACACCUGGUGAAGGAACUCAAUGCAGGCCUCCACGUGACCAUUCUGCUGCUCCUCUUCUUGGCCUUGGCCCUGGCUCUGGUCAGCAUGGGAUUUGCCAUUCUCAACAUGAUCCAGGUUCCAUACAGGGCAGUCAACGGCCCCGGGGGCAUCUGCCUAUGGAACGUCCUCGCAGGCGGAGUCGUGGCCUUGGCCAUCGCCAGCUUCAUGGCCUCCGUGAAGUUUCACGACCUGACCGAGCGCAUUGCCAACUUCCAGGAGAAGCUCUUCCGCUUCGUGGUGGUGGAACAACAGUACGAAGAGUCCUUCUGGAUCUGUGUGGCCAGUGCCUCGGCCCAUGCAGCAAAUUUGGUAGUGGUGGCGAUCAGUCAAAUUCCACUCCCCGAGAUUAAGACCAAAAUCGAAGAGGCCACGGUCACGGCUGAGGAUAUCCUGUACUGAUCACCCUCUCCUGCUCACACCCUAGCCUGAGUCAGUUCUGCAGUGUGAACGGGGACCUCAUUUUUUUGUGCUGGCUUUGCAGUCCAGAACACCUGUGCUCCUAAGAAGAAGGAAAUGGAAGGAGAAAGAACGGUGCCUGGACCAGAACAGAAAGGUUUCCCCAACCCCUGGCAUCCCUGCCUUUCCCUCUCACUGACCUUGGAGUUAGAGACUCUGCUUCUUGCCAGCUGUGUGGACACGGACGACUCACUUAAUGUCUGCUUCUCAGUUUCCGCCUCUGUAAAGUGGGGGUGGUAAGGACCUCACAAGGUUGUAAUGAGGUUUAAAGGGGCAGUAAUGUUGCCAACCUGUGAAUCAAUAUAUGUAUCUACAAUCAGAGCACUCUACAAACACAAGGUACUGAACAUUCCACUAAAUGCCUGCAGACCCCUCUAUUCCACACAAUGUUACGGGGGAUGUAAACAGGCAUAUGGUAAUAUCCCUGUCUGUCCGCCAGAAACAUCUAAACUUUCCACAGGACGCAGGAAUCAGAUGGCAACAAUAACACUCAGAAUGAAAGUAACUUACCUUUUUUUACCAGUUACUACACACUGGACACUGUCCUAAGAGUUCUACAUAUAUUAGGUCCUCACUACAAAUUCAGAUCAUUGGUACUACUUUAUUUCCAUUUCAUAGGUGAAGAAACUAAGGUACACAGACAUUGAGUAACUUGCUGAAGUCAAGAAUUCAGUUGAAGAAGUCUGCAACCAGAGUUUAUACUUGUAACCACUUUGCUAAUCUGUUGUUUGAGGUUCAAGCAAUUGGAAUGCAAUGUGAUAAACACUGUGACGGUAAAUGCAUGAAAGACUGAGGAAGGGAUUAACUCUUCCAGAUGCGAUGUGGUAUUAAAGAAAGUAUCACAGAGUUGACAUUUGAUCUGAACUUCGAAAGAUGAGUAGACUUUUUCCAGUGGUGAAGGAAGCAGGUCUGGAGAAGGGCAUUUCAGGAUGAGUCAGUAACGAGGGGGAGGCACAAGG